AUGCACCUUUCUCAUCUGCUCCGAUUUUUGCUUGUUGUUGGAGGAUGUAGUUUUCUCUUCUCUGUGUUUGUACCUCUCUUAUUGGUGAAACCACCGUCGAUAUCGGAUCAAGGAAGGAGUGAGUUGUUGAAAAGAGCUGAUACGAACAGUGCUCGGAAAGUUAUUGAAGAGUAUCGGAAAGAACAUCAAUUACCCAAUUAUUUUGAUCGAUAUUUAACAACGUGGAAUUUUAAUGAUUUAUUGGAGGACUAUGUGGACUUUCACGAAAAGCACACGAGAGAAUUUUGUCAGCCUGCUGAUGAUGAAUUAUCAUCAUCCAAAAAGAAGGUGGGAAUUUUGGUAUUUAGACCAUGGCAGAGUAGUGGUUUGGCCAAUGUCAUGAUUGGACUGACAUCAAGUUUCAUGUUGUCACUCCUUUCGGGCCGAUUAUUCUUCAUUAAUUGGUACGGCCAUUAUUAUUGUAAUAUUCAUGCGAAAAAUCUUUUUCAAAAACCACACCCAAGAUACAAUUGGUGGUAUGAAGACUUUUUGACGGAUUCAAAUGUGAAUGAGUGCGCUCGAAAUUAUCCAACUCUCAAGAUACCCACACUGUUUGAUGAUUCUCUGAAAAAUUAUUAUGGAAAUUUAGAAUUGACGCACAGAGCAAGAGAAUCCGACUACAUGUUUGAGUUAUUGAAGUGUUUAAAUAUUACUGAAGAAUUUGACCGAAUGGGUCCAAUUAUUGAGAUUACUAGUAAUCAAUACUUUUUACCACUCCUCUAUCAAUUUAAUCCUUAUCAUUCUGCUCUCCUACAUUUAAUGUUUCGUGAUGCUGACAUGUUUGGACCACUUUCAAGAUUUCUAUACCAUCCUCUUCCAUCCAUUCAACAAAAAAUUGACAAGUAUCUUGAAGAACAUGAUAUUUACAGUUCACCACAUUUAUUGGAAAAUAGAAGACAAGGCAACACAGUCAUGUAUGGCAUUCAAAUACGACGAAAUGAAAAUGAAAAGCAAAUGGACUGGUUUAGAGAAAAACAUGAAAAGUAUUUCUGGCAAGCAUGCCGACAAGAAUUACUAUCCAAACACAAUCAAUUAUUUCCCAAUCAAGAUUACAAGAUUAUGGUCAUUUCUGACAAUAUUACUGUUGUGGAUCAUGCAAAGAUGGAAUUUGGUCACGACAAAAUUCUCCAUUACGAAGAACAAAAGCUUACCUUCACCAGAGAUAGUGAAAGUAUCGUCGGUGCCCUCAUUGAUGCAUGGCUCUUCUCUCAUAGUCAAGGAUUUGUUGUGAGUAAGCAUAGUACUUUUGGUAAUUUGGGUCAUGGAAGAGCCUCCAUCAAACCAUUCAUUGUCUAUCAUUACAAUCAUGGAGAAAAUUGUGCUUGGUUUAAACCUCACACAAGUGAACCAGAAUUUCAUUGGUAUGGACGGCAUCGAGAAAUUUCGUCAUGUCGAGGAGUGGCCAUGAAGAGAAAAGAAUUGAAGCCUUAA
Messenger RNA from Naegleria lovaniensis, 1470 nucleotides. RefSeq lists its product as uncharacterized. Lineage: Eukaryota; Heterolobosea; Eutetramitea; Acrasida; Naegleriidae. The record is from RefSeq and is a predicted model, not a curated record. Bases 1 to 1470 code for a protein of 489 amino acids. Gene Ontology annotation, molecular function: galactoside 2-alpha-L-fucosyltransferase activity. Gene Ontology annotation, cellular component: membrane. Gene Ontology annotation, biological process: cell wall biogenesis. The transcript has a single exon.